AUGACCGUCGCAGAUACCGCCCCCAAAAGAUUCACCUCCACGCUCAACUCUUCCAGACUUAUGGAGGUUGUUUCGUCAGAAACUACCUGCCAGCUGAAGUUACUGACCAGAUCUGGGAUGAGGUUGCUCUACAUUUUGGAGAAAAGAACUGGGUAG
This is a messenger RNA of Kuraishia capsulata CBS 1993, 156 nucleotides long. RefSeq lists its product as uncharacterized. The transcript is spliced from 2 exons. The coding region runs from base 1 to 156 and encodes 51 amino acids. The record is from RefSeq and is a predicted model, not a curated record. NCBI's taxonomy places the organism in Eukaryota, Fungi, Ascomycota, Pichiomycetes, Pichiales, Pichiaceae.